GUUUCGAAACAGCAGCGACAUGGGAAAACUUACGCUUUACGGAAUCGAUGGAAGUCCUCCAGUUCGCUCGGUGCUCCUCACCCUGCACGCCCUGGGUAUAGAUUUCGACUACAAGAUCGUCAAUCUGCUGGAGAAGGAGCAACUGAAGCCGGAGUUCCUCAAGAUGAAUCCCCUGCACACCGUGCCCACUCUGGAUGAUAAUGGUUUCUAUCUGUACGACAGCCAUGCCAUCAAUUCUUAUUUGGUGAGCAAGUACGGCAGAAACGAUAGCCUGUAUCCCAAGGAUCUUAAGAAGCGGGCCAUUGUUGACCAGAGAUUGCACUACGACUCCAGUGUGGUAACCUCCACCGGAAGGGCCAUUACCUUCCCGCUCUUCUGGCAGAACCAGUCGGAGAUUCCCAAGUCCAGGAUCAACGAUCUGGAGGAUGUGUACAAGACCCUCGAUCUUUUCCUGGAAAACGGAGAUUAUUUGGCUGGCGACACCCUCACCAUUGCCGAUUUCCACGUGACCGCCGCCCUUACUGGGUUUUUGGUCUUCCUCCCAGUGGAUGCCACAAAGUAUCCUAGGCUAGCCGCCUGGGUUAAGCGUAUUAAGGCUCUUCCCUACUACGAGGAGGCCAACGGUUCUCGAGCGGCCCAGAUCAUCGAGUUCAUCAAGAGCAAGAACUUCACUAUUGUUUAGAACCUGUUAAAAACUCAAAAGAAAUUGUUAAAAAAUAUAUUUAUUGAACACAA
Drosophila ficusphila is the source of this 735-nucleotide messenger RNA. Its product is annotated as glutathione S-transferase 1-like. The record is from RefSeq and is a predicted model, not a curated record. NCBI's taxonomy places the organism in Eukaryota, Metazoa, Arthropoda, Insecta, Diptera, Drosophilidae. Gene Ontology annotation, molecular function: glutathione transferase activity. The coding region runs from base 20 to 682 and encodes 220 amino acids. Gene Ontology annotation, biological process: glutathione metabolic process. The transcript has a single exon.